AGGGACGCCGUGCGCGUCACGGGGCCGAAAGCCCGAAACCGAGAGAACGCACCAGAAAGCUUACGCAAACCCACCGCCCGCCACCACCACAGCCGCGGCCACGGCACAUCUCUCUCCCCGUUCCCGGCUCCCCGUCCGCCUCCACCAGCAGCCGCCCCCGCCCGUACACACGAACCCGUCACCGUCGUCUAUCCCACGCGCCUCCGCCGCGCGCCCGCGCCGAAACGCCACGCGAGCCCCCCCGCCUCGGCCUCUCUCGUUGCGAACGCCCAUCCUCCUCUUUAACCCCGCCGCGGCGCGGGCUCCCCUUCCAUCCUCCCGGGCCCUCCCCGGCCUUUUCGUCGCUUCAGUUAGAAUGUUAGCUGCCACGGAGGCCUCCUCCCAGCAGUAGGCCCGGACCCCACCCCUCCACCGCCGCCGCCCGCCGAUGCCGGUGAAACGGUCGGGGUCGGUGGCGGCGCUCCCGCCGGCGGCGGGCCGCCGCGCGCGGGCGCGCCUCUGCCUCUGCCUCCGCCUCGCCGCGCCGCUGUCCUUCCUGCUCCUCCUCGUGGCGCUGCUCCGCGCCCAGCUCCUCCUGGGCGUCCCGCCCGCCGCGGGGCCCGCCAAGGUCGCCUUUCUCUUCCUCGUCCGCGCGGGGGUGCCUCUCGACUUCCUCUGGGACGCCUUCUUCCGCAACGGCGAGGAGGGGAGGUUCUCGGUGUACGUGCACUCCGCGCCGGGGUUCCACCUCGACCGCACCACCACGGGAUCGCCGUACUUCUACGGGCGGCAACUUGCGAGGAGCGUCAAGGUGGUGUGGGGCGAAGACACCAUGGUCGUGGCAGAGAAGAUGUUGUUCGCCGCAGCGCUCCAGGAUCCCGCGAACCAGCGCUUUGUUUUGCUCUCUGAUAGCUGUGUUCCUCUCUACAAUUUCAGCUACAUAUAUACUUACUUGAUGGCUUCACCUAAAAGUUUUGUAGACAGUUUUGUUGACAAGACAGAGAAGCGUUAUAAUCAAAACAUGUCUCCUGCCAUUCCAAAGGAUAAAUGGAGGAAAGGAUCUCAGUGGGUAGUAUUGACCAGAAAACAUGUUGAAGUUGUUGUCCGUGACAAGAAUGUAUUACAAGUAUUCAGAAGACAUUGUAAGAUGGUAGUGACCAAGAGGUUGCUUGGACGAAGGCCAAAUGCUAGACGAUUAGGGUUCAAUUUACGGAGAAACCAGAAAGGAGCAGUUCUACAGGAGCAUGAUUGUAUUCCGGAUGAACACUAUGUGCAGACAUUAUUUUCUAUCAAAGGUCUUGAAGAUGAACUGGAGAGAAGAACUUUGACCUAUACCUCAUGGAACCAGUCAUCAAAUCCAAAAGACAAAAUGACUUGGCAUCCUAUGAAAUUUGAGUAUGAUACGUCUAGCCCUGAGCAUAUCAGUGCUAUCAAGAGUAUCAACCAUGUCAACUAUGAAAUGGAGCACAGGACAGAGUGGUGCCAAUGCAAUGGUACCUCCGUUCCAUGUUUUCUAUUUGCCAGAAAGUUCUCAUAUAGUGCGGCCAUGCAUCUGUUGGAGCAAGGAACCAUUGGCCCGCCGAAAUCGGCUCAGCUGCUGGUUAACUUUUAACAAAAUGUUUACACAAUCUUGUACUCACCGUUUUGACGGGUCAGAUACUGUUCAUAAUCGGUACCAGCCUCAUUAGCAGAUAGUAUUUGCAGAUGCAGCUACAGAGAUAUGGAGUAUCAUAGAGUAUUGGCAGUGAUCGGAGUGCGUUUAGACAGUUAGGACUUAAGAGGUUUGAUGUACAGAGCAUUAGUUUUGAAGUUUGUCAGCUCCAUCACUAUGCAAUAUGCAGGAGACAGAUGCAGUGAAGGAAGGGAAUGUUUAGCAACCCUUUCUACUAACGGAACAGGAUAGCUGUAACAAUAGCUUAAAUGCUCUUAUACGUAUUCCUCCCCUUGUAUAAUAAUAAAAAAGGAAUUAGUUUUCUCUUUUUAGUUAUUGUACAAGUUCUUAGACAGUGUAUUGAAACACAUGCAAAAAGAUAUAGUGUCCAUCUGGUUAACUGUUUAGUA
This is a messenger RNA of Setaria italica (foxtail millet), 2040 nucleotides long. RefSeq lists its product as uncharacterized. Lineage: Eukaryota; Viridiplantae; Streptophyta; Magnoliopsida; Poales; Poaceae. Gene Ontology annotation, molecular function: glycosyltransferase activity. The coding region runs from base 428 to 1591 and encodes 387 amino acids. The record is from RefSeq and is a predicted model, not a curated record. Gene Ontology annotation, cellular component: membrane. The transcript is spliced from 11 exons.